AAAAGGAGCAAAGCAGAUAGUAGAAGAAAAUAAGACAACGUUAAGUUUCUACCAGAACAUGAUUUUAGGGGCAACAGGGACAUACUUCAUCGUCAUCAUGUUAUUCUUUAAUUUUACGACAUUAUCAAUAACAUUAUCAAUAUUUUCUGGAAUCGUAUAUGUAGGAAGUUAUCAAUUUAUGAAAUACAUAGCACAAGCAACAUACUCAGAAUCUGGACAACUUAUAGAUUCUGGAAUCGAUCUUAAUAUGGAAGGAGGUAUAGCAGAACACAUAAAAGAUCUAAUUAUUUUAACUUCAGGAGUACAAGUACUUUCACUUAUAUCAAAUUAUUUUUGGUUGUUAUGGCUUCUGGUACCAUUGAGAGGCGGUUGGAUGUUAUGGAAACAAAUACUAUCUCCGUGGUUCUUUGCUCCUGCCGCGGAGCAACCUGAGAUUAGCGAGAAGAAACAACGGAAGAUGGAGAAAAAAAUGGCUAGACGGCAUUAGCAUUUCUAUUCGAAAUAAACGCGAACAAACAUUUAAAUUUAUUAUAACAUUAUUUAAAAACUGUAUGGGUGUGGGAUAAAGUUGAGCAAAAUUGUGAAACGAGACUGCCUGCUAUUGGUUUUAGCUUGUAUUCUUUUUUAUGUUCAUGGAAAUACUAUUUAAAUGUCUUUAAAAUAAAUUUUUAUCCAAAUUAACAGAUUAUGAAAAUUGAGUAGUGUACACAAGCGCUAUCACAUUAAAGUUGGCAACUGUUUUACAGUGUCCCAGCAAAGGAAGCUUAUCAAAGAUUAAUAUAAAAAUAAAUUUUUAUAAUUUUCAAUGUUA
Ceratina calcarata is the source of this 811-nucleotide messenger RNA. Its product is annotated as transmembrane protein 208. The transcript has 4 exons. The record is from RefSeq and is a predicted model, not a curated record. Gene Ontology annotation, biological process: vacuolar protein processing. Lineage: Eukaryota; Metazoa; Arthropoda; Insecta; Hymenoptera; Apidae. Gene Ontology annotation, cellular component: intracellular membrane-bounded organelle. Bases 59 to 487 code for a protein of 142 amino acids.